Molecule: messenger RNA, 1242 nt
Organism: Malassezia japonica
Lineage: Eukaryota; Fungi; Basidiomycota; Malasseziomycetes; Malasseziales; Malasseziaceae
Gene: DCC1
Product: Ctf8p and Ctf18p associating protein
Exons: 3
Coding region: 1-1242 (413 amino acids)
Biological process (GO): maintenance of mitotic sister chromatid cohesion; mitotic sister chromatid cohesion
Cellular component (GO): Ctf18 RFC-like complex; chromatin; chromosome, centromeric region
Source: RefSeq, a predicted model, not a curated record
AUGGAGGGCGUCGCGUUGGUGACCGGCGCGCAGGCGGCGCGCAAGACGUACUGCCUGCUCGAGCUCCCCCCAGAGCUUGAAGGGCACCUCGUGGCGGGGAGCGACGCGCCGCCGCUUACGUUCAAUGGGCGGCUUGUGGACGAGGCGGCGCUCGCGACGGCCGACACGACCUACGCGGUGCGCCAAGUGACCCAAAGCAACAGCCUCUUGCUUUGCGGCGUGGAGCACGAUAGCGCGGGGAAUGUGCAGCUGCGCAUGCACCAGAACGCAACCGACACAAUGGAGCUCGUGCCGACGUCUGCGCGCCUCGACCGCAUCACCGCGCUGCUCGACGCGUCGGCGUACGCGGGCGACGCGGAGGAGGGCGCGUGGGCGCGGCGGUACACGCCCAGCGAGCUGCGCUCGGUCGUGCAGGCGAGCGAGAAGGAGCUUGCAGAGGGGCUGCGGCAGCGGCACGUCGUCCUCCUCGACGGGUACAUGCGCCGCGUCGCGCCGUCGUUUGUCUACGAGCUGCUCCGCGUCCUGUUGAACCAGCUCGAUAUUCUGGCGUGCGACGCAGAGAGCGUGCCGUACGCGCCGGCGCUCGAGGCGCUGCAGAUGGCCGCACGGCCCGAGGUCGCGGAAAAGGUGCUCUGCGACUGGUUCUGUGCGCCGCCGCUGCCGAGCGGCGUGCCGACGCACGUCGCGCUCGCGACGCCGGAAAUGGCGCGCUUUAUCGGCAUCCACGUCCUGCGCGAGGCCAAGCGCAUGCCCCUGUUGACGUUUGUCGCAGAGUGGAAAAAGGCCCUCGGGCCGCUCGCGGACGAGGCGCACCUCGCGCUCCUGCACGGCUUCUAUCUCCUGGACCCGCCCCCGACGUCCUUUGCGACGACCAACACACACAGCGCGCCGGCCGCCGAUCCACAGCCCCAGGCGCUCGCGGCGGCGGUCACGAUCCAAUACUUUCCGCAUACGAGCCUGCCGCUUGCGCCGGCGCAGCGUUUCCAGGACCUCUUUUUGAUGCGCACGCAGUGGGUGCGCGAGGAGCUUACGCCGUUCCUGCAGGACCUCGCCGCGACCGCGGGCACGAAAAAGGGGUCGAGCCUCGAAGGUCUCCUCGUGAAGCACGCGCGCGCGUCGCGCGCGCGCUGGAGCCGCGUCCACGCGGCGGUGCUCUUGCGCGGCGAGAUUGCCGAGCACGGCGCGCCGCGCGCGACAGGGACCGAAGAGUGCGUGCUGUACCAAGCGCGUGUCAAGUACUAG